GAUCUUCAGUCUGUUGAGAGACUUUUGCUGAUAAAAUCAGUUUUCUACUCUUGUCCUACAUAUGGAGAUCUAGUUGUGUAAAGAAGUGAAGAAACAUUGUUUUUCAUUUGGAUUCUGCCUGUUUAAGGAGGUUUCACUGAAAUAUGAACAAAUAAAAGAAGACUCGUGCUGUAAGUAGGCUAAUGAAAUUGAAUGAAAUCUGCUUGACAUGCAACUGAAGAUGGAGUUUGUUAAAGAGGAGUUUAAAGAGGAGAGUGAAGACGUCAAUAUUUCUGAACCAUUCAGACUGAAGAAUGAAGAUACUGAGGAACAAAGUGAGCUGACUGAAGUGAAAAAGGAAAGUCAAGAACUGAAUGAAUUGGAAGAGAAACAUCAGUAUCAGAAACUUUGCUCACAGACUGAAAAUAAAUUCUCACAAAAAACUAGAAGAACAAAAACAGAAAAUUAUUUUAUCUGCCCUCAGUGUGGAAAGAGUUUCACACAUAAGGGAAGCCUGAAUAUCCACUUAAGAAUUCACUCUGGAGAGAAGCCUUAUACAUGCCAUCAGUGUGGAAAGAGAUUCACACAUAAAGAAAGCCUGAAUAUCCACAUAAGAAUUCACUCUGGAGAGAAGCCUUUCACCUGUCAUCAGUGUGGAAAGAGUUUCACACAUAAAGGAAGCCUGAAUAUCCACACAAGAAUUCACUCUGGAGAGAAGCCUUUCACCUGCCAUCAGUGUGGAAAGAGUUUCAUUAAGAAAGAAAACCUAAAGCAACACAUACGAAUUCACUCUGGAGAGAAGCCGUUUUCAUGCCAUCAGUGUGGAAAGAGUUUCACACAUAAAGGAAGCCUGAAUGUCCACAUAAGAAUUCAUUCUGGAGAGAAGCCUUUCACCUGCCAUCAGUGUGGAAAGAGUUUCAUUAAGAAAGAAAACCUAAAGCAACACAUAAGAAUUCACUCUGGAGAGAAGCCUUUCACCUGCCUUCAGUGUGGAAAGAGUUUUGCACACAAAAGAAGUCUUAAAGAGCACAUGAAAAUUCACACUGGAGAGACCCCAUACACAUGCCUGCAGUGUGGAAAGAGUUUCAAACAAAAGGGAAACCUUAAUAUCCACAUAAGAACUCAUACUGGAGAAAAGCCUUUCACAUGUCUUCAGUGUGGAAGGAGCUUCAUAGACUCAAAUGCCCUCAAAGAUCACAAGACAAUUCACACUGGAGAGAGGCCUUUUACAUGCCUUCAGUGUGGAAAGAGUUUCAAACAUAAAAGAAGCCUCAAAAUUCACAUUGGAAUUCACAGUGGAGAGAAGCCUCACAUUUGUCCUCAGUGUGGAAAAAGGUUUUCAGUUAAAGGAAGCCUUAAAAGGCACAUAAAAAUUCACACUGGAGAGAAACCUUUUGCAUGUCUUCAGUGUGGAAAUAAUUUCACAGAAAAAUCCAGCUUAAAGGAUCACAUGAGGAUUCACACAGGAGAGAAGCCUUUCACCUGCCCUCAGUGUGAGAAGUGUUUCACAAGUAAAACAACCAUGAGAGCUCACAUGAAAUGCCAUUCAGGGGAGAAAUUACACCACUGUUCUCAGUGUGGCAAGAGUUUUGUUCGAUCAAGAUAUCUCAUUGUUCAUCAGCGCUAUCACUCUGGAGAAAGGCCAUUUAACUGUGAUCAGUGUGAUCAAAAGUUUGUCUGUUCAUCACACCUGACAAGACACUUGAAAAUUCAUGGUAGUGAAAAGCCUUACAUGUGUUCUCUUUGUGGAAUGAGUUUUACACAGAUGGCCUAUUUUAAACAACACCAGACAAUACAUACUGGUGUGAAAGCUCAUGUGUGCUCUGAGUGUGGAAAAUCCUUUGUCCGAAUCAGCUCCUUGAAACGGCACCAAAGAGUUCAUAUGGGAGAAAAACCUUAUGAGUGUUCUCAUUGUGAAUGUAGAUAUGCUCAUCCAAGACUCCUGAUAACACAUGAGAAAGUGCAUACUGGAGAAAAGACGUAUGACUGCGCUCAAUGUGGGAGGAGUUUUAGCUCACCAAGUACUGUACAGAGGCAUUUAAAGAAGAAUUGCCCAAAGAUGUUACAGUGAGCAAACUUUAUCUUGAGAAUCUUUGUUAUUUGAAAUUUGUGUAUCUUCCAAAGAUAGACUUUCUCUGUGAGAGACUACAAGAGUAAUAUCAACUCAUAUAGGAUGGAUGAAAUUAUUUUAGUCGUACUAUUCUACUUAUUGUUAAUGACAAUAUUAGGAUGAGAUGGAUCAUUCCUAUAAUGCUAAAUAUGGCGACUGGUCGGAAUGGAAUACAGUAAGAGCUAAUCACCUUUUUGAUAGAGACGACCAGCCUUAAAAUAUUGUAGUCAUAGACUAAAAAUACUCAAUCGGACUUGGAUGUUAUGAUUACAGGAACAUUAAGGAAAUUAAAUUUUGUUUUCUAUUGUUGUAUGCUAUUAAUUGUUUGUUAAUUGACUGUAUAUGUUGCUGAUUGUAUGAAAUUAAAAGGAUUUAA
Messenger RNA from Xyrauchen texanus (razorback sucker), 2465 nucleotides. Its product is annotated as gastrula zinc finger protein XlCGF57.1-like. Lineage: Eukaryota; Metazoa; Chordata; Actinopteri; Cypriniformes; Catostomidae. The transcript has 3 exons. Bases 209 to 2050 code for a protein of 613 amino acids. The record is from RefSeq and is a predicted model, not a curated record.